AUGUCGACGAAAACGCACUCACGAAUUGACACAGAAUACAGCGCGGACGCCGUCGAAUCCUGUCCUAUUCCAGGAUGGACGUCGUUGAUAGCCGUGGGUACAUAUCAGGUCGUCAAGGAUGGCACUGAGAACGAAGGGCACUCAGACCCAGCGGCGAGCAGACUGGGGCGCCUCCUUAUGUACAAUGUCUCGAAAGGGGAGAUUGGACUGGAUGUUUUUCUUAUUGAUCGACGCUCGUCAGAAAGGAAGGAGGAAAGUCGCCGUGACUGUGGGGCGAUCCUUGACAUGAAGUGGUCACAACAAAUGAUUGCGGAGAAGCCUUGCCUCGGCGUGGUGGAUUCACUGGGGUCAACGCAUCUCUAUCAGUUCGAUGAGGACUCAGCCAAGCCCAAUCCAGUAGCUUCCCUGCACAAUGGAAAGGAUGGAGUUCUGAACCUCUCUCUAGAAUGGUCCAACCGCUUGAAUGCCGAGGGGUCUCCGCGGAUCGUAUUCAGUUCAAGUGACGGAAGCAUUUCCCAGCUUGCCGUAGCUGACGGCGAGUUGCGUCUUCUGCAAGAGUGGCAUGGACACGAUUACGAAGCAUGGAUCGCCGCUUACAAUUGUUGGGACACAAACGUUGUUUACACUGGCGGGGAUGAUUGCGCGUUGAAGGGCUGGGAUCUGCGCAUGGAUCCGUUAUAUUCUACGUUCACAAGUAGGAGGCACGAGGCUGGUGUGUGCAGCAUCCAAAUGAAUCCGCACAAAGAGCACCUGCUGGCAACCGGAAGUUACGACGAACGUAUCCUGACAUGGGACACGCGCAAAAUGCGAUCCCCACUAAUUGACCACCACAUCGGCGGAGGCGUAUGGAGACUUAAGUGGCAUCCCACGAAUUCACAGCGCCUUUUGGCUGCAUGCAUGCACAAUGGAUUCCAUAUCUUGGACGUUGAUAGCGAUGCGGCUAGUGUGGAAGUUCAGGCGAGCUACAUGGAUCAUGCCUCUCUGGCGUAUGGGGCUGACUGGUGGUAUGGAAGUGAUCAGAUAGCUUCUAGACUAGAGAAGGCCGAUGGAGGUAGUGAAGGAGUCCAGGAUACUGUUGCGACAUGUUCGUUCUAUGACCACUCUUUUCAUGUUUGGGAUGCAUUCAAAUAG
Messenger RNA from Fimicolochytrium jonesii, 1131 nucleotides. Its product is annotated as WD40-repeat-containing domain protein. Gene Ontology annotation, molecular function: protein binding. NCBI's taxonomy places the organism in Eukaryota, Fungi, Chytridiomycota, Chytridiomycetes, Spizellomycetales, Powellomycetaceae. The record is from RefSeq and is a predicted model, not a curated record. Bases 1 to 1131 code for a protein of 376 amino acids. The transcript has 8 exons.